Molecule: messenger RNA, 2013 nt
Organism: Salvia miltiorrhiza (redroot sage)
Lineage: Eukaryota; Viridiplantae; Streptophyta; Magnoliopsida; Lamiales; Lamiaceae
Exons: 3
Coding region: 1-2013 (670 amino acids)
Molecular function (GO): RNA-DNA hybrid ribonuclease activity; nucleic acid binding
Source: RefSeq, a predicted model, not a curated record
AUGGUUGUCCAGGCGGAGACCCAAUCCCUUAUCCAUGGGGCUCGCCUGUGUCGUACGGCGCCAAGGGUGAGCCAUCUCUUGUUCGCGGAUGACUGCAUCAUUUUCGGUCGGGCAAAUCUGAGGGAAAUUAUGGUGGUUAAAGAUAUUUUGCAAACUUAUGAGGGUGCUUUUGGUCAGAAAGUUAGUUUUGAGAAAUCUGCCAUCUUUUUCAGUAAGGGCAUCCCGGAAGAAGAGAGGCUUCUGCUAGCUGCCCAGCUUGGUGUUCCCUGUGUUGCUAAGCAUGGUAAUUAUCUUGGUAUUCCGAGUAUUGUGGGACGGUCAAAAAUUGAGAUUUUCCAGUUGUUGGUUGAUAGAACAAGGAAAAAGGCCAAGGAUUGGAAGAGGAGAUUUUUAUCAGGUGCCGGCAAAUUAGUUCUUAUCAAAUCCGUUCUGCACUCUAUUCCUACGUACCUGAUGAGUGUAUUUGCUUUGCCGAGUCAGAUUUGCCAGAGAUUGAACAGUCUAGCUGCGAACUUCUUCUGGGGACAAAAAGAUGAAGAAAGACGCAUUCAUUGGAAUAGAUGGAGCAAACUGUGCAGACCCAAAGGAAGUGGUGGACUUGGUUUUAGGGAUCUUAGGCUUUUUAAUCAAUCUUUAUUGGCGAAACAAGUGUGGCGGAUCCUUCUUAAUCCGGAGACCAUUCUUGCUCGCUCUCUUAAAGCUCGGUAUUUUCCAAGGACAUACAUUUUGCUAGCUAGUAAUGCUCAUAACCCUUCUUUCAUUUGGAAUAGCUUAUUAGUUGGUCGUGAGUUGUUAUUGGAAGGUAUUGCGUGGAAAGUCCCAGAAGUUUGGAAAGAAACGAAGCUUACAGAUUUUAUCUUGGACAACCCUCUCUCAUGGGAUUUGGAUGGUCUUGCUGAGUUCCUGGAACCCGGAGAUCUAUGGAAAUUAACAUCCCAGAUUGUGCCUUCUUCGAAUUGUCCGGAUUCUCCCUUUUGGCCUGAUGGAAAAUUUAACUCCUACACUGUGAAAUCUGGCUAUCAUCUGGCUUGCUCGCUUAGCCAAAGAUCAGAGGCUUCUUCUUCUAAUCAGGAUGAGUCGCUCUGGCAUUGGAUAUGGGGAUUAGAAGUGCUACCGAAAAUCAAGCUUUUUAUGUGGAAAUGUCUAGCUGGGGCAAUUCCUACCUCUCAGGCGCUUUUAUCCCGAUCAAUUAACAUUGAUCCCCUUUGUCGUCGCUGUGGUAAUGAUAUUGAAACGCUGGAACACGCUCUGCGAGAUUGCCCUUGGGCCUCCUUUAUAUGGGAGGUCUCGCCCCUUCGUCUCAGCCCGACUCCUGCUAAUGGUCAAUGCUCGAUUGCUGCUUGGUUUGAAAUCAUCCGUCAGAUUCCUCAUGGAGAAAUUCACAAAUCUUUUGCUAAUCUGGCUUGGGCGAUCUGGCACGCUAGAAACCUCUUGGUUUUUCAAGAUAAGGAGAUUUCCCACUUUGAUUGUCUCUCUGCUUCUCAACGAGUGAUUUGGCAUAGGCUGGUUUCGGCUCCUAAGGCGGCUCCUCCUCCUGUGGCGGUGGAGUGUAGGCGUGAUCAUCAAGUGAAGAUUUUCUGUGAUGCUUCGGUGGUGGAGGGUGUUGGAGUGGGUAUUGGUGUGGUUGUGAAAAACAAGGAUGGCCUCGUUCUGUGCUGCUGCUAUGGUUUCUCGCAUGGAGUGUUCACGGUUCUGGAAGGGGAAGCGAAAGCCGUUCAUGCUGGACUCCAGUUGUGUAAGGACCGAAACUUCGAUGAUGCUAUUGCUGUGACUGAUAGCCAACUGCUCUAUUGGCGCUUGGUUAAUGGUGAGCUCGAUCUUUCCUAUCUUGGUGACACUCUGGCGGGGAUUCGUCUCUUGGCUGCGGAGCUACGUUUUUGUGCUUUUACUUGGACUCCUCGGGAAGGCAAUGCAAAUGCCGAUUGUUUGGCGAAGUUAGCUAAGUCUAGUCGUUCUGAUUUUAUUUUUUCUGAUGUUCUACCCAACCUUGGGAACCUUUCUUCUUUGUCUUAA